Molecule: messenger RNA, 1989 nt
Organism: Thamnophis elegans (Western terrestrial garter snake)
Lineage: Eukaryota; Metazoa; Chordata; Lepidosauria; Squamata; Natricidae
Gene: RDH8
Product: retinol dehydrogenase 8
Exons: 6
Coding region: 234-1184 (316 amino acids)
Biological process (GO): estrogen biosynthetic process
Cellular component (GO): cytoplasm
Molecular function (GO): estradiol 17-beta-dehydrogenase [NAD(P)+] activity
Source: RefSeq, a predicted model, not a curated record
UAGGUUGCAUCAGUGCUGAGCAAAGAUAGAACAGCUGAAAGGAAUGGAGAAGUCGAGAAGCUUUGGGAAAGGCUGAUAAAGAUUUGGAGGGUUAAUCAUCUGCCAAUAGGAGUUAGGCACUGCCUCCACCUUGUCACCCUCUCAAGCCUUCAGCUGAUCCCUGGAUCACAUGCUGGACUUUACUGUUGCUUUCCAGCCUGAUCCUUUCGGGCACACUUCACUGCAGCUCAGCCAUGGCCAAGGCAGCUCCACGCACUGUGCUGAUCACCGGCUGCUCUUCAGGCAUCGGACUGUGCAUGGCUGUGCAACUAGCACGGGAUCCAGGAAGGCGAUUUCAUGUCAUUGCCACAAUGCGUGACCUGCGCAAAAAGGACAAGCUGGAGGCAGCAGCGGGGGACACACUCAACCAGACCCUCACCAUUCAGCGCCUGGAUGUCUGUAGUGAUGAAUCUGUAGCUGAAUGCAUUAACAGCCUUCCUGAGAAACAGCUGGAUGUGUUAGUGAACAAUGCUGGUGUGGGGCUCAUUGGACCCCUGGAAACCAUCACCAUCGAUGCCAUGAAGCACAUCUUUGAGACCAACUUCUUUGGUGCCAUCCGCAUGAUCAAGGCUGUGCUCCCUGCAAUGAAGCAGCGCCAGAAAGGACAUAUUGUGGUCAUCAGCAGUGUCAUGGGGUUGCAAGGUAUCCCUUUCAAUGAUGUCUACGCUGCCUCCAAGUUUGCCAUUGAGGGUUUCUGUGAAAGCCUUGCUGUGCAGCUCCUCAAAUUCAAUAUCUUCAUUUCUAUGGUAGAGCCCGGCCCUAUAAAUACCGAAUUCGAGAUGAAGCUGAUGGAGGAAGUGGGCAAGUCUCAGUUUCCAGGAGUUGACGCUACCACUGUGCACUGCUUCAAGGACAUCUACCUGCCAGCCUCACAUGAAAUAUUCACCACCAUGGGCCAGUCCCCUGAGUCUGUGGCUAAGACUGUGGUCAAUAUCAUUGCAAAAGAACGCCCACCAUUCCGGACCCAGACAAACCUUCUGUACACACCAUUGGUGGCCCUAAAAUACGCCGACACCUCCGGUGAACUGUCCGUCAGUGCCUAUUACAACCUACUUUUCCGCUUCACCAGACUUUUCUACAUCAGCACAAGCUUCCUCAAAUGCAUUACAUGUCGGUGUUUUCGGCGCCAGAUCACACCUACCUGAGACCAAGUGGAGAAUGGCCUUGAUGGUGGUGUGCACUCACUCCUCACAUGUCUUGCUAAAUUACUACAUCUGACCAGAUUCAUCUAUGUGUAUAAGAGAUUUUAUUAGGGACAAACCCAUUCUUGUCAUAAGGAUAGUAAGUCCUGGUGAUUGUGUAGUGGGAGGUGGAGAUCAAGCAAGUUGAUCCAGCAGGUUUAUCCCACAACAAAAUCAGAAGUCCAAAUAUCCUACUCAUGGGGACAAACACUAGCAAGAGCAGAAGCCCACAAUUCCAUCAAGGUAUAUUCUUGCAAUGGUAAAUCCUAUCACCUCCACUAAAUGCAACUUUUUAACCCAAAUAGGAAGGUAAAAGCUAUGAAUUGCCUUGACUAGAAAUCCUGGCCCAGCAUUCAUGAUGUCCUCUGUCCUUUUUACCAAUUUUGGCAUACCCAUUUUUAAUGACUAAAAUGGUCACUGGGAUGGGGAAUAAUUUUUCUCAGAUUAACCCCAAAUUUAACUUUUCCAAAAGCCAAAAUGGCUGGUUGGCAAAAUCACUGGAUGACAUAAGACUGACAUUCUUUAGCCCAACUAUUUUUGUUUUUAAACUUUUGGAAGAGUUUGCAAGGGAGCUGCAUUUGCUCAUCUCUAGCGUAGAAUUUAGCUGACAAAAAGAGUUGCUGAUAAUGUGCAAAGUUCUUCACUCUAUUGCAUGUUCACUUGAUUCUUAUCCUCCUUGGUGAUCUGUAUGGAUAUAAGGAAAAUCAUGCUGCCCUUUUCCCAAACCUCUGUGAUUUAUAUUUUUUGAAAUAGCUUUUAUGAGCAGAGC